AGGGAUCCUGGCUGACAUGGCGGAGGACCCGCAGGGCGGCGGUGCGGGUGGCCCACAGCACCCAGUCCCCAGUGGGAGCCACAGCAGCUUUCCAGAGUACGAGCUUCCCGAGUUGCACACGCGCGUGUUCCACGUCGGCGCUUUUGGGGAGUUGUGGCGCGGUCGACUAGGAGCCCAGGAUUUGUCGCUGAACGAACCGCAGGCAGCCGCGCAGCCGACGGACGGAGAGGCAUCCAACAACGGCUUUGAGGAUGCUGCGGUAGCUGAGGAUCUGGGUUGCAGUCUGGAGGCGGCGGCAGAGCUGAGGGUCGUGUGCGGCCUUGAUAAAUUGAGAUGCCUCGGUGAAGAUGAAGACCCAGAAGUCAUCCCAGAGAACACCGACCUAGUGACUUUAUGUGUGAGGAAGGGGCUCUUAGACUAUCGGGAAGAAAACAUCACGAUAGAUCGUGCCUGUAGACAAGAAACGUUUGCUUAUGAAAUGGAAUCUCAUGCACUAGGAAAAAAACCUGAAAAUCCAGCAGACAUGAUUGAAGAAGGAGAGUCUAUCCUAUCUGUGAACAUCUUAUAUCCGGUUAUAUUUAAUAAGCACAGAGAACACAAGCCAUACCAGACAGUGUUGGUAUUGGGCAGUCAGAAGCUCACGGAACUGAGAGACUCAAUUUGCUGUGUCAGUGACCUCCAGAUUGGUGGAGAAUUCAGCAAUGCCCCAGACCAGGCCCCCGAACACAUCAGCAAAGACCUAUACAAGUCAGCUUUCUUUUAUUUUGAAGGAACGUUUUACAAUGACAAAAGAUACCCGGAAUGCAGAGACUUGAGCAGAACUAUAAUAGAGUGGUCAGAGUCCCAUGACCGAGGAUAUGGAAAAUUUCAGACCGCUAGAAUGGAAGACUUCACAUUCAAUGACUUGAAUAUUAAACUUGGCUUUCCUUACUUAUACUGUCACCAGGGAGAUUGUGAGCAUGUUGUUGUCAUCACAGACAUAAGGCUUGUGCAUCAUGACGACUGCUUGGAUAGAACACUUUAUCCCCUUCUUACCAAGAAGCAUUGGCUAUGGACUAGAAAAUGUUUUGUCUGUAAGAUGUAUACAGCUAGAUGGGUGACAAACAAUGACACCUUUGCACCAGAGGAUCCAUGUUUCUUUUGUGAUGUUUGCUUCAGAAUGCUCCACUAUGAUUCCGAAGGCAACAAACUAGGGGAAUUCCUUGCUUAUCCUUAUGUUGACCCAGGAACCUUUAAUUAAUACCACUAAAAUAUAUAUACAUAUUUUUCCUACUGCAGUUUAGUUAAAAUUACAUUAUUUAUUACAAGGGGUUAUGGCUUUUUACUUCAGUUGUUUGUUACUGAGAUGUAGAAAUGUUUUGAAUAUAUAAACAUUGUCAGAAACACAA
This is a messenger RNA of Rattus norvegicus (Norway rat), 1388 nucleotides long. RefSeq names its product small nuclear RNA activating complex, polypeptide 3 (gene Snapc3). Lineage: Eukaryota; Metazoa; Chordata; Mammalia; Rodentia; Muridae. The record is from RefSeq and is marked provisional. The transcript has 9 exons. The coding region runs from base 17 to 1240 and encodes 407 amino acids. Gene Ontology annotation, cellular component: nucleus.